AUGCCUGUUAUCGGAAUCAACGAUCAAGAUCAAUUUACAUACUUAACCACCACUGCGGCCGGCGACAAGUUAAUUGUUCUUUAUUUUCACACUAGUUGGGCAGAACCAUGCAAAGCUUUGAAGCAAGUCUUUGAUGCCAUCAGUAGUGAACCAUCUAAUGCCAACGUCUCCUUUUUGUCCAUUGAUGCCGACGAAAACUCUGAAAUUUCAGAAUUGUUCGAGAUUUCAGCUGUUCCAUAUUUUAUCUUAAUUCAUAAAGGAACAAUCUUUAAAGAGUUAUCUGGCGCAGACCCAAAAGAAUUUGUGUCUUUAUUAGAAGACUGCAAGAAUUCAAUAAAUUCCGGAUCAUUUCAAGCUGGCACCAUGGAAAAUGCAAGGGUAAACGAAGGAAGUCGUAAUGAUGAUGGUGCUGAUAAUGAUGACGAUGAUGAUGAUGAAGAAGAAGAAACUGAGGAGCAAAUAAACGCUAGAUUGACCAAAUUGGUUAAUGCCGCACCAGUAAUGCUUUUUAUGAAGGGGAGCCCCUCUGAACCUAAAUGCGGAUUCUCAAGACAAUUAGUGGGAAUUUUGAGGGAACAUCAAGUAAGAUUUGGCUUUUUCGAUAUAUUAAGGGAUGAAUCUGUUAGACAAAACUUGAAAAAGUUUUCUGAAUGGCCAACUUUUCCUCAACUUUAUAUUAAUGGGGAAUUUCAGGGUGGUUUAGAUAUCAUUAAGGAAUCCUUGGAGGAUGACCCUGAUUUCUUACAGCACACUCUUCAAUCUUAA
Saccharomyces mikatae IFO 1815 is the source of this 765-nucleotide messenger RNA. RefSeq names its product monothiol glutaredoxin GRX3 (gene GRX3). The record is from RefSeq and is a predicted model, not a curated record. The transcript has a single exon. Bases 1 to 765 code for a protein of 254 amino acids. NCBI's taxonomy places the organism in Eukaryota, Fungi, Ascomycota, Saccharomycetes, Saccharomycetales, Saccharomycetaceae. Gene Ontology annotation, molecular function: 2 iron, 2 sulfur cluster binding.